CUAACAAUGCCAUCUCCACAGGUACUUGUCGCGAAAAUGCAGCCAUUCCAGUCGUCAGCCCGCCCUGAGGGCCCCAGGGAGUCCUCCCCCGAGAGGGCCAAGUCCCCUGACACCCCUACAGCACCCGUCCUCAAUUUCUCCAUCGCAAGACUCAUGGAGCCCGACAGGAAGAAAUCUGUGUCACCAGAAAUUCCACCACCUCCCGGAUUUUUAUCGUACGGAGCGCAUCUCUUGGACUCAGCGUUUAAACAGUACAUACCAGCGGCAAGGCGACAGUUAGUAUCUCAUUACCCGCUAUUGUAUUAUGGACCUGACCUAGUGUCGCUGACCUACGCCCACCAACUGCACAUGCCUCGUCCGCCACCGGUGCAGUCUCCGGUGCCGAGACCUCCUAGUCCAAGAGCUCCUGCGGCAGACCACGCCGUCUCCUCGACUACUGGCCCGACGCCGUCACCAGCGAAAAAUAAAAGCUUCGCAUGCGGUGAUUGCGGUAAAGUCUUCAACGCGCACUACAACCUGACGAGGCAUAUGCCCGUCCACACGGGGGCCAGGCCCUUCGUCUGCAAGAUCUGCGGUAAAGGCUUCCGACAGGCCUCGACAUUAUGCCGCCACAAAAUUAUACAUACAUCCGAGAAACCACACAAAUGUCUCACAUGCGGAAAGGCAUUCAACCGCUCGUCGACGCUGAACACCCACGCAAGAAUACACGCCGGCUACAAGCCCUUCGUAUGCGAGUUCUGCGGCAAGGGAUUUCAUCAGAAGGGCAAUUACAAGAAUCAUAGAUUGACGCACAGCGGUGAGAAAGCUUAUAAAUGCAAUAUAUGUAACAAAGCCUUCCACCAGAUAUACAACCUGACAUUCCAUAUGCACACACACAACGAGCGGAAGCCGUUCACUUGCAGUAUAUGCGCUAAAGGGUUCUGCAGGAAUUUCGAUCUCAAAAAGCACACGAGGAAAUUGCACAUGGGUGCUGGUAGUACUAAUAAUGAUUCUUCUCUGGACACGCAGGACGAGUCGACCCAAGAGGCGACGGCUAGUCCAGGGGAAGAGACGAGAAGAGCAGCCUUCAGACCCUUCCUCGGAACAGCCUACCCAAGAAUCCUGGACCCCACCCGGAUGACCGCCCCCAAUACAUUCUUCUCCAAACUCUUGUGACCCGAAAAUUACUUUAAAAACUAUAGCGAAUCUAACGAAUGAGAAUUGACACAGGAUUUGAAGAUCGCGUAGAUAAAUAUAUUAUAUGUUUUGUAAAUAUUAUAUUAUAAUUACGUAGUAGUUACGAAUGUUUUACUUAGAAAAAUAUAUAUUUUAAGAUUCAAUAGUUCACCGCGACAAGGUAUUACCAAUGCUUCUUUGAUCUGAACAAAAUGUACAUAACUAUAUGAACGAUUUAAAUUUUGCUGUUUCGAAAAUAAUAUGCCGCUGACGAGAUCAGUAUAAUGUAAUAAAUUAGGAUUAUGUAAAUAUGUAAUGUAUGAACUUGUGUUAUUAUUCAGAAAUAUUAAAUAUAUUUCUUGACGUAUCUUUCAAAAAUUACAAAAAAUAUACGACGAUGUAUUAAAUUCUUAUAUAGUCAUCUAUCUGUUUGACCAAAUCUUACUAUCAACUUACAAUACAACAAUGAAUCCAUACAAAACGUACUUAUUAAAAAUGCUCUAUUAUGUAUAUAAAAUAUAUUGAAAUCUUCUAAAAUAUUUACCAGAGAUUCUGUAGCCGGAUGAGAUCUUUUAGAAUAGCAUUAAAAUUAAUUAUACAUAAAAAAAAUAUCUGCUAGCGUUUAGUUCACAGUGACGGCUGGUUGAAUUAAUUUACCGUUGAAUUUUAUAUGUAAAUAAUGUUAGUUUAAAACGCAAUAUGU
Danaus plexippus (monarch butterfly) is the source of this 1858-nucleotide messenger RNA. RefSeq names its product fez family zinc finger protein erm-like. Gene Ontology annotation, cellular component: nucleus. The transcript has a single exon. The record is from RefSeq and is a predicted model, not a curated record. The coding region runs from base 7 to 1155 and encodes 382 amino acids. Lineage: Eukaryota; Metazoa; Arthropoda; Insecta; Lepidoptera; Nymphalidae.